AACCGUGGCACACUCCUCUGAUUCACAAUAUAACUCUUCCACCGCAACAUCAAAUUCCCACAGUGGUGAAAACACCAAAUAGAUAAAAAAAAAAAUCAUCUGUUAGGGUUUGUACUAGUAUGGAGAGUGAUCAGGGCCGUAGGAUGAAGGGAUCAGUGAAGUGGUUCAGUGAUCAAAAGGGUUUCGGUUUCGUGACACCUGAUGAUGGUGGUGAGGAUCUGUUUGUUCAUCAAUCAGGUAUUAGAUCUGAAGGUUUUCGUAGCUUAGCUGAAGGGGAACCUGUUGAGUUUGAUGUUGAGUCUGGCGAUGAUGGAAGAACUAAGGCUGUUAAUGUUACUGGUCCUGGUGGGGCCCCUGUCAAAGGAAGUACACGUGGCAGCAGUGGAGGUGAUCGUUAUGGGGGUGGGGGUGGUAGGUAUGGUGGAGGGCGUGGUGGGUAUGGUGGGGGUGGUGGUGGUGGUGGGUGUUACAAGUGUGGUGAAGAAGGGCAUUUUGCUAGGGAGUGUAGUGGGGGUGGUGGGUAUGGUAGUGGGGGUGGUGGGUAUGGUGGCGGUGGCGGUGGAUAUGGUGGUGGGGGUGGGAGAUAUGAUCGCUAUGGUGGCGGCGGCGGUGGUGGUUGUUUUAAUUGUGGGGAAGAAGGGCAUUUUGCACGGUUAUGAAUGCCAAGUUGCUUGUAUUUAAAAUUUUAAACCAUGUAAGGAUCUUGGUUCUUUGUAAGCUUAUGAGAUACUGGAGGGAAUUUUCACGAGAAUGCCCCAACAGCAGCAAUUGCUGAAGAUUGAUAGAGAGUAUAGACAAGAGGGUAAAUGUGUAUAUUCACAUUUUGUACUCUUUUCUCUAUGCUUUCUAGUACUUUUUUUGUCUGGUCAUUUACACAAGGGAUAAACCAUUUAAUGUUUUUGAAUGAUCAUUUGCAUAUGGUCACCUUUUUGCGUGCGUCAAGUAUGAUGAGGAUGUGGUUUCCUUUCUUCUUUUUUUGCUUAUUAGGGUUAGUAGUGGUUUUGGACUAAUGUUUCAGCUUGAAUCUUUUGGGAUGUGUAUACAUACAUGCUUGGGAGAUUUAUCAAUUAUCAAGUGCUAGAUUUUGUUGCC
Lycium ferocissimum is the source of this 1092-nucleotide messenger RNA. RefSeq names its product cold shock protein 2-like. Bases 120 to 659 code for a protein of 179 amino acids. NCBI's taxonomy places the organism in Eukaryota, Viridiplantae, Streptophyta, Magnoliopsida, Solanales, Solanaceae. Gene Ontology annotation, molecular function: zinc ion binding; nucleic acid binding. The record is from RefSeq and is a predicted model, not a curated record. The transcript has 3 exons.